Molecule: messenger RNA, 2490 nt
Organism: Phlebotomus argentipes
Lineage: Eukaryota; Metazoa; Arthropoda; Insecta; Diptera; Psychodidae
Gene: Rrp6
Product: exosome component 10
Exons: 2
Coding region: 94-2457 (787 amino acids)
Biological process (GO): TRAMP-dependent tRNA surveillance pathway; poly(A)-dependent snoRNA 3'-end processing; histone mRNA catabolic process
Cellular component (GO): nuclear exosome (RNase complex); nucleolus
Molecular function (GO): nucleotide binding; 3'-5'-RNA exonuclease activity; nucleic acid binding
Source: RefSeq, a predicted model, not a curated record
UGACUUGCAGGGGAAACGGGAUGUCAUAGGAAGUUGGGAAGCGGUUUGUUUUUAUUCAUUUUCUAAUCAAUUAAUGAUUUUUCUGCAUAUAAAAUGAGUGAUAUAGAGACUAUAGAGGUGCCUGACACGUCAGACGUUGAAGAGAUGCCUGUGGAUGGCCAGGAAGCGGCUUCGCAGGAGUCAAUUGAGGAUAUCACGAAAGACGGCCUCUCGAAGAUCAUCAGUGCCACGAAGGCUUCCAUGGCUCUCCCGACUGGUGCCUCCAGGGACUUGUACACAGCGCAGCCCUCAUUCAUCAGAGUGAUGAAUCAAGAGUCGGACAAGAUCCUGAACAUAUUGGGGAAAAUUCUCAAGCAUCAGAACAUCAAGGGAAAUAUCAAGAGGAGAGACGAUGACGAGAAGACAGACUUAAUCCUGGAGUGCAAUGAUUCCAUGUUGGAGCGGAUCAACUCGAAUCUGGACGAGAUGUCUGGCCUGAAGAAGGCUCCAGAAGUUGUUCUCGUGCAGGCGGAGCUUUCUGGGAAUGCGCCAGAGAAGAAGCGUUCGUCACUUACUGGGAAAACAUCAGAUGCUAAACUUCUCACAGCCAGAAACAUCCUAAGACCGCAAGUGAACUUCAAAGUUCCAGUGGACAACAGAAAUUCGACUCCUUUUGAGCCCAAAAUCAAGUACAAGCCGAAUAGCUUAAAGCCUCUGGCUGUCUUGCCUGAGUAUGGCGAGGACGGGAAUAUAGAAUCGUAUUUGCAUCCAUACGAGACAGAACUCAACAGAUUUGAUGUUCCUGAGGAGCAAUUGACGAAGACUGAGCCACAGAAGCCAAAGUCUUUGGCAGAAACGCCGCUAGUUUUCGUGGACAGUGCGGAAAAGCUGGAGGAAAUUAUGAAGGAGUUGGAAAAGUUCAAGGAGAUUGCCAUAGAUCUUGAACAUCACUCGUACAGGAGUUUCCAGGGAUUCACGUGCCUAAUGCAACUGUCGACGCGCGUGAAGGACUAUAUUAUAGACACAUUGGCGCUCAGGGAGGAUUUGCAUGUUCUGAAUGAAGUCUUCACGAAGCCCAGCAUUGUGAAAAUCUUCCACGGAGCGGACUGCGAUAUCGAGUGGCUGCAGAAGGAUUUCUCGCUGUACGUUGUGAAUAUGUUUGAUACGCAUCAGGCCGCCAGGAAGCUCAACUUCGCCAGGGUUUCUCUGGCGUACUUGCUGAAGCACUUCUGCCAGAUUGAGGCAGACAAGACGUUUCAGCUGGCCGACUGGCGAAUCCGACCGCUACCGGAGGAGCUCGUUGCUUACGCCCGUCAGGACACUCACUUCCUGCUCUACAUCUACGACAUGCUGCGCAAUGAGCUGCUGAAGAAGGCCAACUUCCAGCCCAACUGGCUGAAGAGUGUCUAUCAGCAGAGCACGGAGAUUUGCAUGAAGCGCUACGUGAAGGUGAGACUGACGCCAGAGUCUCACUUGAAUCUCUACACGAGAUCCAAGAAGAACUUCGACAAUCGCCAACUCUUCGCCUUCCGGGAGAUUUACAAUUGGCGCGAUGUCGUCGCCAGGGAGGAGGAUGAGAGCUAUGGCUACGUUCUGCCCAAUCACAUGCUCUUCUACAUCGCGGAGAUGCUGCCGCGAGAGAUGCAGGGCAUCUUGGCGUGCUGCAAUCCCGUGCCGCCGCUCGUGCGGCAGCAUCUUCUGCAUCUGCACAAGAUCGUGCUGAAAGCACGAGAUCAGCCGCUGGAGAAGAUCAUUGUGGCCGAGGAGAGACCUCGAGUGGCUCCUGGAGAGUUGAUUAACAUCAACAGCUUCCUCUACUGUCCCCACGAUCUGCCUCAGGGAGGAGAAAUCAAGGACAAUUUGCCAACACUGCUUGCUGGAAAUCUCCUGGGCGCCAAAAGCAGUGUGAUUCGUGUGAAUUUAGUGAAAUCCCAUCCACAGGUGAGUGUUUUCGAAGCUCCUGCCGCCCAGAAAAGCCUCCCGAAGAUCGCCUUCGUCAGUCCUUAUCAGAGAUAUCGAGCUGUGAUACCAAUUGCCGAGGAGGAGAAGCGAAAGGCGCAGCAACUCGAGGAGAUGCAAAAGCAAAAGCGUCGCCUUUGUCCAGAUGCAUCAGAAAUCGUGCCGGAAGUUCUUGACAUCAAGCAAGAACCUAACUUUAGUGGCAAAAGGAGGUCUGAGGGUUCUGCUGACGAGGUCAAAGCGAAGAUUCCUCGCGUGGAGACACAGAGAGAGCAACCCAGAGUGCCUGAGAAGGACGAGAAACCGAAACUGAGCAGGAAUCAGAGGAAGAAGAUGAAGAAGAUGCAGGCAGAAGCGAAACUUAAUGAAUUCGACUACACUUCAGUGGAUUUCAGCAAGUUUCAAGGAGGAUCGAAGUCGGGCGAGAAGGCAGGAAGGCAGCAAUAUGCCUCGCAGUUCAGGAGUCGCGGGCAGAAAGCGAAGAAUGCCGACAAACGACUCAACAAAAUCUUUCGUUAGUCAUUGAUGAAUAAAGGAAAGAAUAUCACAAGA